GACACAAUCCUUUAGCAUCCACUUGAAGCUGCAUCGAAUGACUCCAGUCUCUACAAGAGCUUUAGUUUUCCGCCGGGCUGUGCACGAAUCUAGUUGACUUGAACCAAUGGCACUCCAUCGAGUACUUUAAACAUUCAUGGCUCCAGGCAACGCAAGAUCAUGCGUCGAGCCCCCAAGCCCCCUUUGAGACCUUAUCCCGUUCUAGUUAUAGGCAAAUCUAACAGCGUCGUAGAACAAUGAGCUUCGAUAUCGUCCACAUUAAUGUUGAUGAUGCUAGCAUUCCUGUCUAUAAGGAUUGGAUAUCAGCAGUAUUGUCUUACUUCAAGAAAGCUUUCGCUGCCCCCUUUCCAGAAGCUGACGAUCGCGCAAUACGCCUGGAUGAUAUGGACCACCCUGACCUGGAUCAGGACUUAAAAACGCUCGACGUCCUUCUACCAUCAGGUGUACCUGCAUCCUCUGCAUUUGAUGCCAAAACGACCGAAAGCAGCCAGGGAAACGACCUGGAUAUGGACCCAAGCAACGAUGAAGACUCCGAAGAUGACUCUGAUGCCGAAACUGGAAACGAUUCAGAUCUUCUACACGAAAUAGAGAUUGCCACCAGAAUCCAGACUGGCUAGCGAACUACCGAUCGCAUAUCAUCACCGUAAUGGAGCUAUUCAUAUUUGGUGACAGGUACGACAUUCCUCAGCUACGCGACGACAUUGUCACUGCCAUCAUGUUCUGAGAGGAUAUGUGGCAAUGGGCGACCGAUCCAGACGCCGAACUUAUCGACUCGAUUCACGGCGACCUUCCUAAAACCUCUACCCUGGCAAAAAUCCUGGCGCAUACUACUGCAUUCCUUUGGCUUCUCAGGAAAGACCAGGACAAUACUUCCGAAAUUCAGUCUUUACACGAGAUGCACCCAGAUUUUAUCUUCAACGUGCACCUGGCUCAGAACGAAGGACUUAGGCGCAGACUAGCGAACGAGGACGUGGAUCGAUUGAUCAAAGACUACCUCCCUUGCAAAUU
Macroventuria anomochaeta is the source of this 1008-nucleotide messenger RNA. RefSeq lists its product as uncharacterized. The coding region runs from base 237 to 617 and encodes 126 amino acids. NCBI's taxonomy places the organism in Eukaryota, Fungi, Ascomycota, Dothideomycetes, Pleosporales, Didymellaceae. The transcript has 2 exons. The record is from RefSeq and is a predicted model, not a curated record.